Molecule: messenger RNA, 2886 nt
Organism: Scatophagus argus
Lineage: Eukaryota; Metazoa; Chordata; Actinopteri; Scatophagidae
Gene: pus10
Product: pseudouridine synthase 10
Exons: 18
Coding region: 603-2222 (539 amino acids)
Biological process (GO): tRNA pseudouridine synthesis
Molecular function (GO): pseudouridine synthase activity; RNA binding
Source: RefSeq, a predicted model, not a curated record
CAACAGAACUACAGACCACCUACAGACCUGCUUCAGCCUUCACAUUCAGUACACACUGGAGCUGCCACUCAUCUGUAUCUCAGCUUCUGACUUUAAUUAUGCAGCGCUUUGGGCCACUGAGCAGAUGCUGAGAUUGUGUCGAGUCAUGAGCAUCCUGCAGGGAGAGGACACCACAGCAGACCCUCCAUGUCUGUCUUCAAAACGUCACGAAUCAUCGUCGCGUGCUGCUCGCCAUUUAAAGUCAAACUGGAAGACGCUUUGGUGGAAGGAACCUAAAUUCGAGGUGGGACCGUUAUCCGGUGCAGUCAUCUACGCCGGAUGGCAAGCAAGAACAUGUUGCAUUAACGAACCUCACUUAAGUUUUGCACCAGUCAGGCAUUUGCUAAAAUCACGGAGUAAGGCUGUUAAAUAGACACUUUGUUGAAUAAGAACCCGGACAACAGAGAAACUAGUACUUCAAAAGACAAAGACUAACGGUGCCCCGACGAGCCCAGCCCACAGCAGUGAAGCUGGACUGAAAGAUACGACUCAGACUGACUGCUCGGACUUUAAGGCAGACAUCAGCAGGUAAACGUCACCACCGCCUCCUGCAGCCCGGCGCCAUGCUGCCGCUGAAGGAGAAGGACAAGGCCGUCGUCCUGAAGCUGCUGUCGGCCGGCUGCUGCCCCCGCUGCGUCCUCAGGUUCUGCUGCGUGAGCGUCCAGGCCGCCUACCGGCAGCCACAGCAGGAUACGCUCAGGGAGCUUCGAGCUUUCAUCAGCACCACAGAGAACACAGAGGCCCAAGAUUCAGCAGCAGCAGAGUCCACAGAUGGGAACGGCAAUUCCCAUGAUGCAGCGGGGUCAGAGCCACCCGACGACCCGCCGAGUAAACGAGCCAAACUGGAGCCCAGCGAGGAAGACGCUGCUGCGGCGGCCGAGCAGCAGGAGGAGGAGGAGGAGGAGUCACGCGUGUGUGUGGUGUGUUUGGGGAUCCUGCAGGAGCUCUGUGACACGACUCAGGCCGUAAAGAUCGCCGAGGUGGUGAAGGCGGAGAAGUACGAGUUCGACAGUCUGGUUCUGUCCGUGUCCCUGCCAGCUCAGCUGUGCGUCCGAGAGCACUCCUGCUGGCUCCACGUGAAGAAGGAGUUGAGGGAGAAGAGCGUCGCGCUCGACAGGGACGACGUCAUCCAGGUGAAGGAGGCCUUCAAGUGGAUCAUGCAGGGCCUGGUGGCCAAGGAGCUGGGGGGCGUCGCCGUGGUUACCAGGAGUUUGUUCGAGGUCGGCGUGGAGUUCACUCACCCAGAGACGGACGCCGACUGCCACUUCCUCGCGUCCACGUGUCCCGACUGCUUCAAACCCACCAAGAACAAACAGUCCGUCUUCACCAGGAUGGCUGUGGUCAAAGCUCUGGAAAAAAUACCCGACGCCAAAUUUCUGAAACAUUAUCCCUGUCCACCAGCACGGCCAGCCAGCAGCUGCGUCCCUCAGGACGUCCAGUGUCUCCACUCGUCUGUCUUUGUGGCAGGGAGGUACAACAAGUUCUGCCGCAGUCUGCCUCAGACCCCCUGGGUGAUCGAUGGCGAGAGGAGGAUGGAGUCGUCGGUGGAGGAGCUGAUCGCGGCGCCCGUCCUGUCUUCCUUCAGAGCCAACGGUUUUAAUUUCUCCUCGUCCGGCAGGGAGGACGUGGACGUGCGGACUCUGGGGAACGGCCGUCCGUUUGCGAUGGAGCUGCUGAAUCCUCACAGAUCGAGACUCAGCAAAGUGGAGAUGAAGCAGCUGCAGGAGACCAUCAACAAGUCUUCAGACAAAAUCAGAGUGAGAGACCUGCAGAUUGUAACCAGGGAGGCCAUGAGUCGCAUGAAGGAGGGAGAGGAGGAGAAAACCAAGUCGUACACGGCGCUCGUCUGGACCCAGAAACCCAUCCAGUGGGAGGACAUCACCUUCAUCGACGACAUUAAGGAUCUGACUCUGGACCAGAAGACCCCCCUGAGGGUCCUGCACCGGCGGGCGCUGGCCGUUCGUCAGAGGGUCAUCCACAGCAUGAGCACCCGCUUCGUGGACUCCCAUCACUUCCACCUGGGGCUGAAGACGCAGGCUGGGACCUACAUCAAAGAGUUUGUCCACGGAGACUUCGGCCGCACCAAACCCAACCUGAGCCAGCUGCUGAAGAUGGACACGGACAUCCUGGAGCUGGACGUGGAGUCUGUGGAUGUGGACUGGCCUCCGUCCAUACCAGAGUGAUCCUCGCUGUCGCUGCCCGCAUCCCGGACCCGAGAGCUUCCAUCUCACCGAGGCCAAACUGGUUCCGUCAGCAGCCGAGGAUCCUCCGCACCAAACCGCCGACCGGGUUCAGAGAAUCUGUGGCAGUUUGUCCCGAAGCUACGAUCGCGUUCCAAUUUAAGUUCCAGAGACUUUAUUUUUACCCCCCAAAGAGCAUGGGGGACGGGACGGGACGGGACGGGACGGGACGGGACGGGCACGGGGACAUUACUGGCUGCUUGAGAACUUGCAGCAAACCGGUUUGUUUUAGGGCAGCAGCAGCCGUCACAUCUUCAUACGUCAGCGGACUGAUUCGCCUGAUGUUCGCAGGCCUUCAGACCACAGAGGAGGCGAAGACAACAGGCUGAAGGAAACGUUUAGGUCCACGAUUGGUGGAUUUGAAGGGUUUAUGCACACCUGCCACCCGGCGGCAGGUCACCACAUCUCAGCUGACGUGUCCAGAAGGAAACCAGCAGUCAAACGUGAUCCGUGACCCACCUGAAGGCACAAAGCACGUCGAGUUCGCCCUGUGAGAAGGUCAACGCUAACAUUAGCACGUCGACUUCUUUCACGUGCCUGCAAAUUAUUUCUCAUCACUCGUCUGGAAAACAAAUGAUCACAUGAAUAAAUCUGAGUCUCUUUGUUA